AUGUCAUACUACGACAUCGAUGCGAUCCUAACGGAUGCAGAGAAAAUCCCCUGCACCUUCCAGAUCGACGUCGCCGACCUAGGCUACCUCGACAACCAACCCGGCCACACCCUCAAAUCCGGCUCGCGCGUCGCCCUCCCCAUCUGGCUAGCCGAGAUGCUCGCCAUCGCCAACACCGGCGCAGUCGUCAUGGACGACCCCUCCCAAUCCAGCAAAUCCUUCAUCACCUUCGACCUUCCCCCCGCGCUAGGCAACGACGUCGUCCAGGCACUCAAAGCCAACCCCCGCUCCGUCCCUCUGCGCGACCAGAGCGCCCACUUUUACGCUUUGGCAACGCACAUGAUGGAACUAUCAGAGGAGCCGGAGCUGAGCGCAGUGUUAAGGAAGACGUUUGUGUCUCGGGCGGCGGAGAUCGCCUUGCAUGCGAGGAAAGUGGGUGGUGGUGGGACUUCGUAUCACGGACGGGAUGGAGGAGGCGCAGCAGGGAAGGGAAAGGGGAAGGCGACCAAGGAGGAUAAUGCGAGUAAUCUGGGAGUUGGAGGUGCCGGCGAGGACUUCUUGAGGGGGUUGGAUGAGUGGGAGAGGAAGUUGUUUAGGAGUGCGCAUGAUGGCACGAAGGCGAGUAAGGAGUGGAUGGAGAACGUGAAGAAGAGAUGA
This is a messenger RNA of Sordaria macrospora k-hell, 657 nucleotides long. RefSeq lists its product as uncharacterized. Lineage: Eukaryota; Fungi; Ascomycota; Sordariomycetes; Sordariales; Sordariaceae. Gene Ontology annotation, biological process: mitotic DNA replication initiation. The record is from RefSeq and is a predicted model, not a curated record. Gene Ontology annotation, cellular component: GINS complex.